ACACAUCAACUCAUCAUCGUCUUGUACAUACAUGCACGUGCAUCAGAUGAGUCGACUAUAGGAAUAGGGAGGUAUACUAGCUUUUCAUUCAUGACAAAACGUAAAAAUUGGUAAUAAAAAACGAUAUUUAGUAAAUUUUGUGAUGUUUUUCACCUGUUAGACAAUCGGAACUGAUGCGAGCAUGUUGAAAUGGUGAACCGUUGUUGUGAAGGUAUUUCUAUAUUAGCAGACGACACACCCGGUGUAUGAUAUAAGCUCACGAGCAGGCCACGUGGUUGGGUUUAAAAGAGUAAACAUUCAAGUAAUAUGUAAUGGCUGUGAUGAAAGAAAUCAACUACUAGAAGACAAUUAAAUCUUCAGCUUCAACUAUAUUAUUACACGUCUGAUGUCACUGACCUGUCCUCUGUAUAUUACUGGGGGUGAGGAGACCGUCAUCCUUCCCCCCUAUAUCUAUCUCGGACCCCAGGGUGAAAUCUAUCACUGCUGUACGGAAGAGGAAUUUACAACACCUCAGAUAGGGGAGAUAACUCUAUCAACCUCCCAUGAUUCGGGAUACGGGGAACCGAAUUUAGAGUGUUUUGAAAGUGUCGUUGAAUGGAGAGCCCAGAAACUAGCUGUAUACAGUCCAUAUGGCCACAGCAGCGCCGAGAAUAUCGCCGAUGGACAGAAUACAGGAUUCGAAGAAUAUAUUGAUAAUAUUUAUAAACACAGACUGAGCGCGGAGAGACGUUUUCAUCCACAUCGAUGUCUCGCCAUGCAAUCAGAGGUGACCCCAGGUAUGAGAGGUUUACUAGUAAAUUGGAUUAGUAAAAUACAUCAUCAACUGGCUUUAAAUCAAGAUACGUUAUUUCUAACAGUCAAUAUAAUAGAUCGGAUACUCGCCUGUAAACGAUUGUCAGCUGAUGGAUUACAAUUACUGGGAUUAACUUGUUUACUGGUCGCAUCUAAACAGGAAGAAGUUACACCGCCAGAAAUCCAGGAAUUAUUUGAGGUAUCUACAGUGAAUUAUAGUCGUGAAGAAUUGAAGACCCUGGAGAGACAUGUAUUAAUGGCUAUAGGUUUCGAUCUAUUUAUUCCGACAUCUCAAUAUUUUCUAGAACAUUUUGCCACCCUCUGUUUAUCACAGGCCUAUGGAUUUGAAAACGACAAAUUAAGGGAGGCAAGAGCAUUUAGUCGGUGUAUUUUAGAACUUUCCCUGCAGGAUUAUGACCUGUGUCAGUUCAGACCUUCACUUGUAGCUCUCUGUAUGUGGAAGGUCGCCAUAGAACAUAUUGGUGUACUGGACGGAGAUUUCUUUCCUGACGGUAUAUAUUGUACUCGUGGCCAAUAUGACAAAUGUCUUGAAGAAUGCCGAGUUUUUUCUAAGAAUUUAAAAACCAGUUUCCCAGAUAUCUCCAGUCUGAGCGAUCGUUUCCGUUUCAUCAACGGGUUCGAUUAGAUCGAGGUGAUGUGAAGGGAGACAACUCGAAUAGUGCUAUUACAUUUAUUUCCAUAAACCCUACGAGUAAAUGAAAUAUUUAUUUAUUUAUUGUUUCGCAUAAUAUAGAUAUAUAGAAUUUUGAAAAAAACAAAAAACAGAAAAUCAAAAAACAAAGGGAAACUGAAAAAUAGACGUGUGUUAUAUCAAUGAUUUCAGGGGGUAACAAUGUAUAUAUAUAAUAAAAAUAUUUGUCCAUUUUCUGUGGAAUCUCUGAUCGUAAAUUUAUUUCUGAAAAAUAAUCAUACAAUAAGUAAAGAUUUAAAUUUAUCCGUUAUACCUUUGUAUUUUCGCGAGACAUGUAAUAGUUUUCGUAUAAUUUAGAUAUAAAUGAAUUAUUUGUCAUAAAAAAAUUUUGCCUUAAAGGGCGUUGUUCUUCGCUGCUAUUUACUGGAUAAUUAUUAGCCCUAUAUUCUUGGGUAAUUAUAACCUGUAAUCCCGGAUAGUUAUAACUUAUAUUCCCCGGUAAUUAUUAGCCCUAUAUUCCCCGGUAAUUAUAACCGAUACCCGGGUAAUUAUAACCUAUAUUCACCGGUAAUUAUAACCUAUAUUCACCGCCAAUUAUAACCUAUAUUCCCCGGUAAUGAUAACUUAAAUUCCGUGGAAAUUAUAACAUCUAUUCCCUGAUAUUUAUAACAUCUAUUCCCUGAUAUAUAUAACCUAUAAUCCCGGAUAGUUAUAACCUGUAAUACCGAAUAAUUAUAGCCUGUAAUCCUGGGUAGUUAUAACCUGUAAUCCCGAUAGUUAUAACAUAUAUCCCCGGAUAAUUAUAACCCCUAUUCCCGGAUAGUUAUGACCUAUAUUCCCUGGGUAAAUAUAACCUAUAUCCCCCCAGUAUUGAUACUUUUUCAUCACAUAUUAAGGGAGAAAAAUGUGUAAACUUUGAUGGAUAAAAAAAGGAAUGAAUAAGAUAACUUAACAUAUUGAAAAUAUAUUAAUAAGUAUUUCGGUUUAAGAUAUUAUUUAUAUACUUGUAUAAUUCAGUGAAUUUAAAAAUGAUGAAUACUAAAAUUUAAAGAAAGAGAUUAGCACUAAAUAAUUUUUACUUAUAUACAUUGAAGGCUGCACCUGUUAGGUUUUAGGUUUAUUAUUAAAAGUAGGCAAGGGUUUAAAUUCUAAUGCUACAGAAAUGAUAUUUGAAUUCUCAUUAUCAGUCGAUCAAUCCAAAAACUGACCGUGAAACUUUAUAACAGAUCAUUGCGUUUAAAGAAAAACAUGAUU
Molecule: messenger RNA, 2698 nt
Organism: Patella vulgata (common limpet)
Lineage: Eukaryota; Metazoa; Mollusca; Gastropoda; Patellidae
Product: cyclin-O
Exons: 5
Coding region: 386-1438 (350 amino acids)
Biological process (GO): mitotic cell cycle phase transition; regulation of cyclin-dependent protein serine/threonine kinase activity
Cellular component (GO): cyclin-dependent protein kinase holoenzyme complex; centrosome; cytoplasm
Molecular function (GO): cyclin-dependent protein serine/threonine kinase regulator activity
Source: RefSeq, a predicted model, not a curated record